AUGGCCGGAGGACGGGGCGUCCCGCUGGCGCUGCUGGCUGUGCUGACCCUGCAGGGUGCCGGGGCCAUCAAAGUGGGGAACAUGAUCGUCGAGACUGAGUUCUACCAGCGGCAUGAGAGGCUGCAGCAGGAGGGCGGCGAGUUCAUGUUUGAUUUCGACGGGGACGAGAUCUUCCACGUGGACCUGCAGAAGACAGAGACCGUCUGGCGCCUGCCUGAGUUCGGGAACUUCGCCACCUUCGAGGCGCAGGGAGCGCUGCAGACCAUGGCUAUAGUGAAACAGAACCUGGAGUUCAUGAUGGAACAUACCAACCGCUCGCAGGGAGCCAUCGUGCCACCAGAGGUGAUGGUGUUCCCCAAGCGCCGAGUGGAGCUAGGGGACCCCAACGUCCUGAUCUGCUACGUGGACAAGUUCUGGCCGUCCGUGAUCUCCAUCACGUGGCUGAAGAAUGGGCAGAAGGUGACAGACGGCGUCCUGGAGACCGUCUUUUACCUAGGGCCAGAGUUCACCUUCCGCAAGUUCUCCUACCUGCCCUUCAUCCCCACCCGCGGGGACUACUACGACUGCCGCGUGGAGCAUGAGGGUUUGCCCACCGCCCUGAUGAAGCACUGGGAGCCCCAGCUGCCCCUCCCCGUCUCCGAGAGCACCGAGACCCUGGUGUGCGCCCUGGGCCUGGCCGUGGGCAUCGUCGGCAUCAUCGUGGGCACCAUCCUCAUCAUCAAGGCCAUGAAGAUGAACAGCGCCCGCAACCAGCGGGACCCCUUGUGA
Messenger RNA from Charadrius vociferus (killdeer), 768 nucleotides. RefSeq names its product RLA class II histocompatibility antigen, DP alpha-1 chain. The coding region runs from base 1 to 768 and encodes 255 amino acids. The record is from RefSeq and is a predicted model, not a curated record. Gene Ontology annotation, molecular function: MHC class II protein complex binding. Gene Ontology annotation, biological process: antigen processing and presentation of exogenous peptide antigen via MHC class II; positive regulation of T cell activation; immune response. The transcript has 4 exons. Lineage: Eukaryota; Metazoa; Chordata; Aves; Charadriiformes; Charadriidae. Gene Ontology annotation, cellular component: MHC class II protein complex; membrane.